This is a messenger RNA of Ochotona curzoniae (black-lipped pika), 1696 nucleotides long. RefSeq names its product histocompatibility minor 13 (gene HM13). Gene Ontology annotation, biological process: membrane protein proteolysis. Gene Ontology annotation, cellular component: cytoplasmic side of endoplasmic reticulum membrane; membrane; lumenal side of endoplasmic reticulum membrane. The transcript is spliced from 13 exons. Lineage: Eukaryota; Metazoa; Chordata; Mammalia; Lagomorpha; Ochotonidae. Gene Ontology annotation, molecular function: aspartic endopeptidase activity, intramembrane cleaving. The record is from RefSeq and is a predicted model, not a curated record. The coding region runs from base 113 to 1393 and encodes 426 amino acids.
CACUUCCUGUUUCUUUAGGGGAACGUGGCUUUUCCCCGCAGCGCCCGUGUGUCCGUCUGCGUUGGUGCUGCAGCGGCUGGAGCUGGAGUCGGAUCCCGAGCGCAGCCUGGCCAUGGACUCGGCCCUCAGCGACCCGCAUAACGGCAGCGCCGAGACCGGCAGCGCAGCCAACGGCACGACGCGGCCGCCUUCCACGCCCGAGGGCAUCGCGCUGGCCUACGGCAGCCUCCUGCUCAUGGCGCUGCUGCCCAUCUUCUUCGGCGCCCUGCGCUCGGUGCGCUGCGCCCGCGGCAAGAAUGCCUCGGACAUGCCCGAGACCAUCACCAGCCGGGACGCCGCCCGCUUCCCCAUCAUUGCCAGCUGCACACUGCUGGGCCUCUACCUCUUUUUCAAGAUAUUUUCCCAGGAGUACAUCAACCUCUUGCUGUCCAUGUAUUUCUUCGUGCUGGGAAUCCUGGCCCUGUCCCACACCAUCAGCCCCUUCAUGAAUAAAUUUUUCCCAGUCAACUUCCCCAACCGCCAGUACCAGCUGCUCUUCACACAGGGCUCUGGGGAGAACAAAGAAGAGAUCAUCAAUUACGAGUUUGACACUAAGGAUCUGGUGUGCCUGGGCCUGAGCAGCAUUGUUGGUGUCUGGUACCUGCUGAGGAAGCACUGGAUCGCCAACAACCUGUUCGGCUUGGCCUUCUCGCUGAACGGGGUGGAGCUCCUGCACCUGAACAACGUGAGCACAGGCUGCAUCCUGCUGGGCGGCCUCUUCAUCUACGACGUCUUCUGGGUGUUUGGCACUAACGUCAUGGUGACAGUGGCCAAGUCCUUUGAAGCACCAAUAAAAUUGGUGUUUCCCCAAGACCUGCUGGAGAAGGGCCUCGAAGCGGACAACUUCGCCAUGCUGGGCCUGGGAGACAUCGUCAUUCCAGGGAUCUUCAUUGCCUUGCUGCUGCGCUUUGACAUCAGCUUGAAGAAGAACACGCACACUUACUUCUACACCAGCUUCGCAGCCUACAUCUUCGGCCUGGGCCUCACCAUCUUCAUCAUGCACCUCUUCAAGCACGCUCAGCCUGCCCUGCUGUACCUGGUCCCUGCCUGCAUCGGCUUUCCCGUCCUGGUGGCGCUGGCCAAGGGAGAAGUGACAGAAAUGUUCAGCUACGAGUCCUCGGCGGAAAUCCUGCCUCACACUCCGAGGCUCACCCACUUCCCCACGGUCUCGGGCUCCCCAGCCAGCCUGGCCGACUCCAUGCAGCAGAAGCGAGCCGGCCCCCGCCGCCGGCGCCCGCAGAAUCCCAGCGCCAUUUAUGAGGAGUCGAGUCCUAAGGAUCCCACAGCAGUGACAGAAUCCAAAGAGGCAACAGAGGCGGCGGCGGCCAAGGGGCUGGAGAAGAAGGACAAGUGACAUCUCUGGGGGUUGCCCCUUGGGGCCAGAGCAGACAGGCGGUGCAUGGACCCAAAGGGCGUACAUGGGCUGAGCCCACAGGAGGCCCUGGGGUGGGCAGUGGGUCCCUCCAGCCAAGCCUCCAGGGCCUCGCCUUCCCUCCUAGCCUCCUCUGGCCUCCCUCUGUCCCCCUCCUCCCCUCCCCUACGGGCAAAGCUAUCCCCAGCCUCCUCCCUUCCCAGAAGCCAAGUGGGAAAAGUGGGCGUGAUUUUUAGACUUUUGUAUUGUGGACUGACUUUGCCUCACAUUAAAAACUCAUCCGUG